Molecule: messenger RNA, 2051 nt
Organism: Phycomyces blakesleeanus NRRL 1555(-)
Lineage: Eukaryota; Fungi; Mucoromycota; Mucoromycetes; Mucorales; Phycomycetaceae
Product: glycosyltransferase family 2 protein
Exons: 1
Coding region: 209-1726 (505 amino acids)
Source: RefSeq, a predicted model, not a curated record
CCUUUUCUUUGCUUUGCUUUCUUUCUUUCUUUCUUUGCUUUGUUUUCUUUCUUCAUUACAAUAUAUCUAUAUAUUGCAUUACGUUACAUUACGUUGGGUUUUUAAUUUUAGAUAUUUAAUUUGUUUAAUUUGUUAGAUUUGAUAAAUUUAUUUUAUAAAGCAAACCAACAAAAGCAUAAAUACAUAUUACAUAUAAGGUCACUGUCUGAUGUUGUAUCUGACAGAUGAUGUUGGGCUUCUGCCCUUCUUUUUGCCAUUUGGAAUCAUUGGAUUCUACCGUUAUCUCUGGUACUUCAUCAAGUUAGUGGCGUGGCUGGUCUACAAGCCACGUCGGCCAAAGGAGAACCCGACCUAUGACCCUGAGAGAGACGUGACGAUUAUCGUGCCAACCAUUGAUGCCGGAGAAGAGUUCAAGAUUGCAGCCAGGAGCUGGUUGGCCUGUAAACCAAAGGAGAUCAUUAUCAUCACAGAAACAAAGAUGCUCGGACCGCUGCAGGAGCUAGCUAAUGAAGUCGAUCCAACCAAAAUCAAGGUCCUGACUGUAUCCAAAGCCAACAAGCGAUUACAGAUGGUGGCUGGCGUAAAUGCGACGCAGUCCGAGAUCAUUGUGUUCGCAGACGACGAUGCGAUCUGGAAACCGACGAUGCUCGAGUACAUCCUCGCGUGUUUCGAGGAUCUGAAGAUGGGCGGUGUUGGAACAAGCCAGACGGUUCACGCGGUCGAUCCAAAUGGCCACCAGACCGUCUGGGAGAUCCUGGCCGGAUAUCGGUUGACGAGUCGCAACAUCGAAAUCGCUUCUUCAACCCACAUUGACGGCGGCGUCUGCUGUCUUUCGGGACGCACGGCCGCUUACCGUACCCUCAUCCUCAAGGACCCGGCCUUCCAGCACUGUUUCACUAACGACCUCUGGCUGGGAAAAUAUCCCCUCAAUUCGGGUGACGACAAAUUCUUGACACGCUGGAUGGUGUCUCAUGGCUGGAAUACCUAUGCUCAGGUCUGCAAAGAGGCCGAACUGUUCUCGACCUUCAAGAACAACUGGAGAUUCGUCAAACAGGUCUUGCGCUGGACCCGAAACACCUGGCGCUCUGAUUUCAGGUCGCUGUUUACCGAACGCUACAUCUGGAGCCGCCACCCGUAUGUUGCAUUCACCAUGGUCGACAAGCUUUUCAACCCUCUGACCCUUUUGGCUGGUCCUAUCUUGGUGGGUGUGUUUGCGUCGAUCCAGAAGAACAAGGAGGACCGGACAAGCGAACCGCUGCCGGGAUGGAACAUUGCUAUCUCAUACAUCAUCUGGCUUCUGGUCACCCGUGCCAUCAAACUCGGUCCACACUUCAUCAGACGUCCACUAGACAUCUGGGCGUUGCCUGCCUGGUUACUAUUCAAUUACUACUUUGCGAUCAUGAAGAUCUACGCCCUCUUUACUCUACACGAGGUAGGCUGGGGUACCCGUGCUGGUAUUGGAAAUGAGCUUGCGGCAGACAUUGGCAAGCAGGAUAUCCAGAUCGCUGCCGACGCUGCCGACGCUACUCAGAAUCCAAAUGGUAGGAAUACAAAGAUCGAAAUGAGUAGCGUUGGCAAUGAGCCCCCACAAAACAGACCAGGCGUCUACAUUGCUCCUCCAGUACACGAUCCAUUCUGGUCUGAGGAUGACUAUCGGACUGAAAUGGGCACUGAUGGUGCUCUUCCACCUCACACUCAACUUCUUCAAGGACAAGAGCGUCGUUAAUAUACAUCUCUCUACACUCACUCAUAUAUACACUCCCAUACAUUCAAUUUCACACACACACACACACUAAUAUAUAUAUAUAUUAUAUUAUAUACUUUCUCCCUCUAUUUUACUUUUUAUUUUAUUUUAUUUUAUUUUACUACUUUGUCCUAUCAUCGUCUCUCUAGUUUCACGUUUUCCUUCUUCUCUUUCAUCUUCCCUCCCUCUUUGCAUUCUCAUUAGGUUCUUUCUUGUGUGCAUACAUUCAAUAAAAAAAAACACUAUAAAUAGAAGAAUAUAUAUAUAUAUAUAUAUACAUAUAUUCUCUCUUUAUCUCUCUCUCUAU